This is a messenger RNA of Seminavis robusta, 2504 nucleotides long. Lineage: Eukaryota; Bacillariophyta; Bacillariophyceae; Naviculales; Naviculaceae. The record is from the annotation of a GenBank genome assembly.
CCCUCAAGCCGCCUCCGUUUGCCCAUUGAAAAUCCUCCUGCCGCUUACAGUAGCAGCAGCCCACGCACAUCUCAACUAAUUGUUAAGCAGAACGAUCACACCACGAUGGAAGACAAGCAAGGCAACCGGCAAGAGAUCAAGGGCCCAGAUGAACAGCAGAAGAGGAUUCUCCGCCACAUUCUGGGCGAGGAUAAUGAUGAUGACUACUCCGAAGUGAUGGCGAAUCACAGUACAACCCACAGAGUUGAGCGGGAAGUGGACACGCAAGAUAAUGACGUCUGUGUGGGCAAAGCUACACAGGAGCCACCUUCGUCGGUAGAGAAGGUUCUUGAUGCUCUUGCGGCGCCUCGACUGGAAAGGGUGGAUGCAGUUCAACCCUACCGACUCGUCAUUCCCGGAGCCUACGCUGUUGAAGGGAUUGGACAAACUCCAGAGAUCCAGAGCCCAGCUCUCGGUAGUGAUACACCAUCUGAAAGAAGCGACGACGGCAGUGGAAUGGACAACGUUGCCAGCACUUCAAUUGAAGCAACCAUACACGCUGUUGACGCUGAAGUGGUCGACACAUCAGCUCGCAGAAGCUCCGUUACCGUUCCCACCACAGCCCGGCGACAGCCACACAGGCCGCAUUUGGUUAUUGAUGGUGAAGCGGUCAAAGAAGAAGAAAGUCAGGCCGAAUCGAGAUGUUUUCGACUAGUCUCUUUCAUUGCCAUUAUGGUUCUUGUCGCCGUCAUCGUCGUUCUCGUCGUUGGCUUGGGAGGAGGUUUUGGUGAUGAUGGAAAUCUACGAGAUCCAGCUCCACACAACGACACUGCAUCAGAGAAGCAUGCAGACCACACUCGUGCCAAUCCCGGAAGCAAUGUUUCCACCUUGCAGCGAGUCAAGACAUCAGGCAUUCUCAGGUCGGCCUACCCCAGUGACCUUGUGAAAUUCCCAUAUCUUACGAAGGCCAUUGCUAGUGGUAUCUUGGGUGGAGCUGGUGCUGUGGAAUUCAAAAAGAUGCCUUUUGGUCACCUUCUGCGGAGCCUUGCCAAUGGCACUGUAGAUAUUGUGCUGACCCAUGUUGCACAUACAAUGGAAAGAGAUGUGUUAUGGCCAUUCUCUUUCUCUAUACCGUUCAUAUACAGAGGGCUGCAGGUGGCAGGAAACCCUUUCUUUGUGAGGUGUGCAGAAGAUGGGUUCAGGCACCUUGGUGAAUGCAGUGGGCUGCAAAUGUGUCUUGCAGAGGGUACAACUCAUUUUGGUAUCAUUCGAAAAUACCUGCCAAUGAGAAGUAUUGUUCUUGUCACACCCAGCGAAAAUUCAUUAUUAGAAGGAUUGAUUCGAGGAGACUGCAAUGUGAUGGCUCAUCACAACUUGUUCCUCGGUGAAGACUAUGUGAGAUCACAUGUUGUCAAUGGCACUCACUUUACAGGAGAUUAUGUCAUUGGUGAAAAAUACUACUCCAGAGAACCAUUUGUUGCUGUCACCAGAAAAGGUGACACUGAGUUUACUGACUUUGUCAAUGCAAUUCUCAUGUGUCUCAUGGCUGCAGAACAGCAGAACAUCACGCAGGCCACUGCCCACCUUUCCCCUCAAACAAGUGUCUUUGGAGAGGAAUACAAGGACAUGUUCAGAAAUGCCAUUGCUGUUGGUGGCAACUUUGGAGAAGUUUAUCAAAAGCAUUUUGGCACGACUAUCCCAAGAAGUCCUCUUGAUUCCAUCAACAAUGGCGCUACUGGUUUGUUGUACCCCCAUCCUUUUGGGCACAUAUCCAAUGAAAGGGGCUCCUUGCCCCUUGGCCCUGUGUUCGAAGAGGUUCUUGAGAGGGGCAAGCUCCAUUGUGGCAUUCACAGUGGCAGGCCUGGCUUUGCCACCAGAGUUGAGACUGGAGGACAUGUUGGCAUGGAUGUUGACUAUUGUAAGGCCUUGGCUGCAAGCCUCUUCCAAGGAAAUACAGAGGCGGUGGAGUUUGUGGAAUUGGAUGAUGAUUCUUAUGGUUAUGCCCUGUUGGCUUCUGGGGAAAUUGAUGUGCUUGCUGGGGCCACCUGGUCCCUCCAAACUGAUGUGAAAGAGCCCACUACAAAUCAAGGCUACUCCUUUUCUAUUCCCUAUUUCUAUGGCUACAACACUGACCAUGACAACUUUUGUCUGGCCACAAGACAAGAUGACCCAGACUGGAGUUGGUUUGUGUAUUGGUUGGUCAUGGCAACAUUCUAUGCGGAGGAUAGUGGAAUUGGAUCUUUGAAUUCCAAUGACAUGCCCGAGGUCUUUGUGUUUGGCCCUGCUCAAAAUCGCAUGUUUCGAGAUUCCAUCUUGGUUGUUGGCAGCUAUGCUGAGAUAUAUGAGAGGAAUGUUGAGGACCUGAUACCUCGUGCUGGAAGGAACUUCUUGAAUGACUUCAUCCACCCUGGUCCACAGCACUAUGUGGUUCCUGGUUUCAUAUGACCGCAUCAAGUAGACUCUCUGAAGCACUAUUCGAUGAUUAGAACAUUAGAGCCUAAAGCUAGAUACUAUGGUGCGACCUC